GUUGGCCGAGGUCGCCGACUUGUGCAUGUGUGUGUGACAGAAGAUUAAAGGUUUUUCCAGCCCUCCACAGGUUGCUUGUGCUGCACAGGGGGAUGUAUAUGAUGUCAAGAAAACGACUGUAAUCACAACAGGGAAGGAAGCGGCACAAUAUUUUUGUGAGUUUUGUCAAGUGACAAGAAGCAGUGGAGCAGCUGUGUCCUUUAGUACACGAUGACAGAAGUGUUGAGCCACGCUUCAAUAAUGGACUCACAGAUGAUGUUCAGACGAGAGUCAGAGCAAAUGUCUUCAGCUGAACCCAAGUCUCCACCUCUGGACCUGAUUGACACGGGGAAGGGGCUGAAAGUCCAGACGGGGACACCCCACCUGGUUAGCCUGGGCAGUGGGAGGCUGAGCGUGGCGGUCACUCUGCUACCACUCAAAGAAGGAGUGACCCGCAUCGGACGAGAUGAUGCUCCCGUUCCUCAAGAUAUUACGAUCCAGGGGCCCGGCAUCGAAGCUGAACACUGUCUUAUCAGCAAUGAAGGAGGAGUGGUGACUCUGGAUCCCUGUGGACAUCUCUGUAGUCUGGACGGAGUACAAGUGACUGUACCAACGCCACUCACACAAGGUUAUUCCCUGUGUCUGGGUAAAUCCUAUUUCUUCCGCUUCAACCAUCCUGAAGAGGCGAGCAGAAUGAAGAGCAUGCUUCCACAAAAGAGUCCUGUAUCUGCUCUCGCUUACAACACAGAUUACCUGAAGUUUAGUAGUGACUAUAGCCAUGCAGUGGUAGGUGGGACCAGCAGUGCGAGAGGCAUGCGAUCAGCCUCCGAACUACGGGAUUUAAUGGACACCCUGCAGCGCAAGAAGAUUGCCUUAGAAAACAGCCUGAGAGCUAAUGGAAAUGCUAACCCGUCCUACUUCAGCGUAACACAGUCUCCUCCCACUACACCGAACGCGACCUCCAGUACAUCCUUGUCAUCUUAUCGGGAACAAGCAAGACGUUUCUAUGGCUCAGACCGUCCACCUUUAUCAACAAAAUCUACUGUCUCGCUUUCCCCUUCCCGACGUUCUGAUCCUUCUUCAUCUCUGGCCCACCGCAGCCCCGCCGGCCUCAAUGAUAGCCGCUGGCUGAACAGCUCAGACUCCUCUUCGUUACUGUCCACAUGGAGUGGUGGGGGCUCAUCAGCAUCUAUUGCCAGUUGCGACAGGUUCCUCGUCUCUACUCCUUCUUCAUCCUGUUCCUCAUCCUGCAGCCCAUCAACAGGGGGUCCAGCCAGCAUGCCCUCCAGUCCACGGCUUGGACGACGUAACUAUGGAAACCAAGAGCCUUCACCCAGUAAUCGAACCAGGAAAUACUCAGCAGGUUCGCUGAGUGGGCUGAUGGGAGGUGGGCACAGCCGCUCGCUGCCACGUCUUUGUUCCUCACCGUCUCCCCGUGACAACAACAAUACAUUGGUGACCUUGUCAAAGUUGCCCCCUCAACGGUCUGGUAUUACUGGCAGUUAUAAAUUCAACAAAGAUCUUUGCAACAACAAUAGCAGCUGCAGCCAAAACUCCAGCACUGACCUCAACCACAACUCUACUAACACAAGCCAGCAAGUCUUCACCAGGAAUCAAGCCCAGACCUCAAGUCAGGGAGAUGGUGUUGUGUCCAUCUCUCUUUCUUCCCCUAAAAUACUUUCCAGUACCAGCUUGUCCACAUCCGCCCCACCUGAUGUGACCAUCCCAUCCAGAGCAGGGGGCUCCUCUUCUCCUCGUAUUGCCAAAAAGCUCAGCCUUACCUCCACAAGCUCAGUAGGUUCUGUCAGCUCCACAAGUUCUAGUCCACCAGAAACAAAAAGGGUAGUGAACCAUGCAGAUGUGCCAAGUGUGGAAAUGUCUUUGAGUGACAGAGACUCUGAGAGGCAUGGAGCAGGUUUAGAGCUGACCCUAGGAGUUGGACUUGGAGAGAGAAAGGCCUCCUUUGGGAAAAGUGGCCUGGAGUCUGGGGUGGGGUUGGGUGAGAGGAGACAGUCGUUUGGAAAAGCAGGAGUAAUGCCACCAGGAGGGUUCAGGGAAAGAAGGGGGAGUAUCAGCUCUCUAAGCGGGAAGGAGGAACUGAGCGACUACCACCAACGCCAGAGAGAUGAGAGGCUCCGUGAGCAGGAGGUGGAAAGACUGGAGCGUCAGCGGCUGGAGACCAUCUUGUCUUUGUGUUCAGAGCUUGGUCGGACUGAGAGGGACGGAGAUGGCACGACUACAAGCCCUGCUGCUGCUGUGGCCGACCUCCAAAAGAUCAACCGGGAGCUUGAGAAGCUUCAGUUGAACGAUGACAACGACGACGAUGCGCCAGAGUCUGUCUUUUCGGAUUCUUCCUUCAUUAAUGGAAAUGCAGCGAUUGGACACAUCGCCUUUGCUGGAUCAGAAAAUGGGUUCUACGAUGAUGACUUAUAUCAGAGACAAAGCAGCAGUCAUCGAGAAAUCAGAGCAGAAUCGCCAGCUGUUAGCCUGAGAAGCUCCGGUCUCUCACCUUCUCCGCGUCCACCGAGGACCACUGAGAUUCUAGAUGAUGCGGCUUGUCGACGGGUCCAGGAAAUGAGUCCUUCGGAGCAGGACGUGAGGCGCGUGGAAGAGGAGAGGAUCCAGGUGCUGAACAACAUGGAGGAGCUGGAGCAAAAAAUCAAAGAGCUGGACAACCAGAUGGAGGAAUCGUCCCGCGAGGUGGAGGUUGAGCGAGCUCUAGUGGAGGCUGAGCAGGAGUCGGAGGUUGCGGCCCUCCAGCAGGAAAAAGAUGCUUUGGAAACGCUUCACAACAGAAUGGCUGACCUAGAGACAAAAUCCCAGCAGGAAAAAGAAAAGGCGUGUGAGUUGCUGCAGGCAGAAAGGGGCAGAGUAGAGAGGUUGGCUCAGAUUGUGUGUGAGCAACGCUCCCAGCUGGACAGCUGCCCUGAGGCCACCAAGGAGCCCCUGCAGGAGCAGCUAGCCAGGGACUGUGAGGUGCUGGAGGCGGAGACAAAGCGAUUUGAGGACCUUGAGUUCCAGCAGCUGGAGAAGGAAAGCAGGCAGGAUGAAGAGAAGGAGAAUCAUAGUCAGCAGCUCCUCCGGGAGAUCGCAGACUACCAGCGCAGCAUUGUCACUCGCAAGGAACGGCUGUUGACUUUUAAGAAGCAGGCGGCACAGAUUACCCAGCAGGCUCAGCGAGAGAAGGAGAGCUUCCUAAAGGAAAGGAACAACCUUGAAGCGAUGCUGCAAAGGGAGAAGGAAAACCUGAACGCGCUGGAGAGAAAGCACUCUGACCUCACUGGUGGGCGGGGUUUCACUCUAAGAGAGGGUUAUAUCACAGUCAGUGAAAUCAGUGAGAUUUACUCUAAACGCGGCCUGGCCUCCGCGCAGCUCAAUGCCUCUCCUGAUUCCGAGGCAAGCGUCUCCCCCGACGACAGCACCCCGAAACCAGCGGAGGAUGAGCAUUUUCGUUUGUUGGAGGAAAGGAAGAGGUCUGAGAAAGAAGGCAGGUCCCUCUUAAAUGAAACAAUACCGAGGAAGAAAGCCACGCCCACCAGUACCCCCCAGUUCACCUGUUCAACACUUGGACGCAGCUUCCCUCCAAAGUCUCAUCCUCCUCUGGUGCAGAGCACAAGUUGUGGCAGUAUUCUCCCCAGAAUUCUCUCCUUAUCCAACAAGGAAACUGAAUCUCGACGUCUGCAUAAAGGUCAGCCUGGCUCACGAGCAGCUUCACAGACAAACGUCUACCUCGAUGCCUUUGGGUACCGUGACAACCAGGCCUUUGACACGAUGAGCAUGGAUAGUACUGACUCCAUAGAAACCAGCAUCUCUGCUUGCUCGCCCGACAAUGUUUCCAGUGCCAGUACGUCAAAUAUGGCCAAGUUGGAAGAGAUGGAGCGUCUGCUGAGAGAAGCUCAGGCAGAGAAGAACCGUCUCCUCGAAUACAAGGAGCGGGAGAUGGAGGUACGAAAGCAGGCAUUGGAGGAGGAGAGGAGGAGGAGGGAGGAGCUGGAGAAAAGGCUACAGGAGGAGACGAGCAGGCGGCAGAAACUGAUCGACCGCGAGGUGAAGCUACGAGAGAAACAACGAGCACAGUCACGGCCGCUGACUCGCUACCUGCCGGUGCGAAAGGACGAUUUCGACUUGCGAGCUCACAUCGAGUCGGCGGGUCACAGUGCCGACACCUGCUUCCACUUGUCCAUCUCGGAAAAGACCUGCCGAGGCUACCUGGUCAAGAUGGGAGGGAAGAUUAAAACCUGGAAGAAACGCUGGUUUGUGUUUGACCGCAACCGACGCACGCUGUCCUACUAUGCAGACAAACAUGAAGCCAAACUAAAAGGAGUCAUUUAUUUCCAAGCCAUUGAAGAAGUGUAUUAUGACCACUUGAAGAAUGCACAUAAGAGUCCGAACCCAUCCUUAACCUUCAGUGUUAAGACUCACGAUAGAGUCUACUACAUGGUGGCGCCGUCUCCCGAGGCCAUGAGGAUCUGGAUGGAUGUGAUCGUCACAGGUGCAGAGGGUUACACCCAGUUCAUGGUGUAGCGAUCACUCUCCAUUCCUCGUCUUCUUUACAGGCCAACUUUUUUUUAAUUUGCAUUGUAAAACUGUCUCUCUUUUAUUUUAAUGGAUUGAGGAACAAAAUUACUUGAGAUAAUGUCAACAUUGUGAAUACAUUAAGUCAACAUUGCCAGCGUUUUAGCCAUUUUAAUCCAAUUUUUUUUUUUGGCAAAAGUUUUGGAAUCACUACAUGCAGGUGUUCACCCAGCAUUGUUACUUUGAAGUAAAUAAACCAGUCACAGAUAUUACACAAGUUUUGUUCUGUAACUACAAAUUCUGGCUUCGUGUGACAACAUCUGGAUGAACAUCCUCCAUGUGUGGUGAUGACAUUUAUUUUUUUUCCUCCCAAGUUUAUAGCAAGCAAAGGUGUUGCCCGUUGCCUUGUUCCCCCUCCUGAAUUUUCUCUUUCCGAUGUCUUCUAAUAAAACUUUAAAGUUAAUAGUUUGAGAUUUUUUACUUUGCAUAUUGUCUCAAUGCAAGGAUUUUCUUAUCCCACAGACUAGAAAUUAAAAAAGCCGUCAUCAGUCUGAAGACGAUUUUAGGAAACGAGUCAUUUGAAGAACUUGGAUUAGAGGUUAGAUAGAACUUUAUUAAUCCCUUGGGAAGACUCCCUCCAAGAAACUGAGUUUCCAGCAGCAUGGGACAGUAGUGCACAGGGUAAGAAACACACAGAGUAUCAAAAGCAGAAGUAAGAAACAAUUUGCAAAAAGAAAAUAUACAAAUACCAGAACUACUGCCUACAACUGCUCCUCUCCUUCCCGUCCUCUGUCUUCCUGUUACUCCUCCUUCCCCCGAGUAAGGAGUUGUACUUAAAAGAAAUGUGAGCUUUAUUUAUUUUGUCAUCAUCAAAUAAUUAACAGAUAAGUCAAUAAUUUAUCUGAUUAGCCUUGCAGUGUAUCCAGUCGUAAAUGGAGCUGUUGUAAACAUCUUGAAGAUUUCUGGUCCAUUUCUGGACAAGAAAUGAUGUUCAGUGUUUCUGAAUUGUGCUGUGGUUUUCCACUGUGCCUUUGACAAAUUACAUUUUGAACACGUUUACUUUACAAUACACACGUGAUUUUAUUAGGAUGAUGUUUCCGUGAAGCUGUACAUCACAUGAUGACUGUGCAGCUCUUUUUUCUUCAUUUUUUAUGUGACAGUAACACUGCUGAGUCAAAGUAGCUCAUGCGUCAGCAUUACUAGGCAAGUGAAUUACAGGCUUGAUAUUUCACACAUGCAGUGGUUGCAAAAAUGAGUUUUUGUUUUUUAUACUUAAAAAAAUUUAAUAAUUGCUUGAAAAAGUAAUUGGUGGGACGUUCUAAAUUAAUUAGUUGCUUUAUAAAGGAUUUGGUGUUUAAAAUGCUCAAAUUACAAAUUUUGAAACACUUAAAUGAAACAAUAAUAAACAACAAAGACUCAGUUUUUCUAGUAGGCAAUGGGACCCUUUUCUCAUAAAUAAGCUUGUGUUCUAUGUGCUGAUGAUAUUUUUGUGAGAAAUGCCAGCAGCAAUCACAUUUCCAUGAUGAUGUUUAUGAUCUUGAGGCUAUUUUUGGUUUUGAGACCAUUUAAAGUAUUUGUAGAAUAAAUAAUGUGUGCUGUUUGGUAAAACAUUUUUCAAAAAACUUUUUUUCAUUCGUCUUUGUCAUUUCAUGGUUACACCCUCAGGUCUUAACUGUGUGCAUGUCAUGCAUGAAGCAUGCAUUUAAAUAAGUGCCUAUUUUGUACACGAUAUUUUCAAAUUCUUCAUUUACUGUGACAUCACACAAAAAAAGUAGCUUUAAGGUGCUGUUUUUACACUGAUAUUCCAAAUAGCACCCUUGGUUGAAGUGUUAAAUUUUUGUGACGUGAUGCUAACAUUUCAAAAUAAAUUAAUCAUGAUGUGGUGAUAAUUAGUGAUGAAAUGGAUUACGAUGCUUCCAUUGUGGUCAUCAGUGUGAGGUGACUUCUUCGUUUCUAGUGGAAUUCUUACUCAAAUGUGUGUAAAUUUUCAACAUGACUUUGUUCCUUUAAUUUCUCUUACAAAAUUUUGAUGUGCAUAUUAUCAACUAUUUUUCCAGAUGUAGAUGUAUCUAUAUGUAUUCAAUGCCAAAUGGCCUGUGCAGAGGAAAAUGUGCAAAAUUAUUUUUUAAAACACCUUUUACGGGAUUAAGUUAAAAACAACAAAAGCAUAUAUUUCCGUGGUACAUUUCACACACAAAUAAGUCGCAGUCAUCAUGAAUGAGGAUUAUUCUGCGACUUUGGUCCAUUUGUUUUCAGUGUUGCUUUUACUGCGACUUUUUUAAUGCUAGUUUUUUUUUUCCACAUUGAUCAUUAAAGCUGCUUUUACUGUAUAAUAUAUAUUAUACACCAUACUGAGCUCUGGCGUUCUCAUUAAUUGCACCAGUGUUAUAUGAUGUAUAUGUGAUAUAUCUGACUCAUCUCUAUCCAAAUGCUGAUAUUGUACACGAGAACAAAAUGAUAUCAGUGUUGUCCGGCAUCACAGAAACCCUUCAAUGAACUUUAUUAUAAUUAUAUAUAUGUAUAUGUUAUUGUUUUUGUGACUUUACUUAUUUUUAUGUUGAUCUGACUGUAUUUAUACCAUUACCAAUGCAUGUAUGUACCUUAAUUUUGUAUCUACAUAUGGCAAUAAAAUGAUAUUCUUA
Thalassophryne amazonica is the source of this 7136-nucleotide messenger RNA. RefSeq names its product pleckstrin homology-like domain, family B, member 2b (gene phldb2b). Gene Ontology annotation, biological process: regulation of microtubule cytoskeleton organization. The record is from RefSeq and is a predicted model, not a curated record. Gene Ontology annotation, molecular function: protein binding. The transcript is spliced from 24 exons. Lineage: Eukaryota; Metazoa; Chordata; Actinopteri; Batrachoidiformes; Batrachoididae. Bases 211 to 4503 code for a protein of 1430 amino acids. Gene Ontology annotation, cellular component: basal cortex.